Messenger RNA from Exaiptasia diaphana, 2811 nucleotides. RefSeq names its product exocyst complex component 5. The record is from RefSeq and is a predicted model, not a curated record. Bases 105 to 2111 code for a protein of 668 amino acids. The transcript has 17 exons. Gene Ontology annotation, cellular component: cytoplasm; exocyst. NCBI's taxonomy places the organism in Eukaryota, Metazoa, Cnidaria, Anthozoa, Actiniaria, Aiptasiidae. Gene Ontology annotation, biological process: Golgi to plasma membrane transport; exocytosis.
CAUUUAUUGGGCAUUUGUUUGAACAUCUAGUCUUCAAAUAAUCCAUGAGAAUUGCAAUAMUAUCUGGGUUUUUGGAAUGAAAAUGUCCUAAGAACAUUUUUUAAAUGGAAAUGAUCGACGAUUUCAAGGAGCCAUUUGAUAGCCAUGUGUACGUUGAGCGUUUGGCUAGCACAGUUGAGGGAGGAGGUAAUAGAGGGGCAUUUGAUGCAGUCAAGUUAUCAAAAAAGUUUGAAAAUACCAUUCGUGAGCUUGUUGCUCUAGAUGAGAAAAUGCAAGGCCGAAUUAAUAAACUUGAAGAACUGUGUGUAAGAGAACAAGAAGAACACAAACAAACAGCUGUUGACUUGGAAUCAACAUAUAAGGUUGCUUUCGGAUACUUCCAGGAACUGGAUGAUCGCAUAAACUAUGUAGCUACUAAAGUCGUUCAUCUGGGUGACCAACUUGAAGGGAUUAAUGCACCAAGAUCAAGAGCUCAGGAAGCACAAGAACUAAUGAAGUACUUUAAAGAGUUUAGYUCACAAGAUGAACUCACAUCUGAAGUAUUUACAGACCCUGAACAGAUACAUGAAGCUGCUAAUAUCAUUCAGAAACUAUCAAUAAUAGCACAAGAAUUACCAUCUGACAGAUUUGAAGAAGUCAAGGAUAAAAUUCAAAGUCACUAUUCUCAAGUGGAGAGUAAUCUUAUAAGACAGUUUAAAAAUGCGCAUCACGAGGGAAACAGACAGAAAAUGAGAGCAUGUGCUGAUACCCUUGUUCCUUUUAAGGGAUAUUCUCAAUGCAUUGAUACAUUCAUUGACCAAUGCCAACAAGGACAAUUCUACAAAAAAGAUGUAUUUGAAGCAGCAAUACCAUUAUGCGAAAAUGUGCACAGUCAAAUCGAUGAUGUCUUUGGAAAUAAUGCUGAAGUUGUCAUGGGAAAACUUGUUCAAAAUAUUCAUGAAGGUGUAUUUCAGGUAAGUGCACUCUUCAGAUUCAUGUAUUUUCAGAAACAAGUAGAAAGGAGUUUAGGACUGGGGACGAAUAGCACUGAAAUAGAUCAUCUUAAGGAAAAAUCAAACCUUAUCCUUGACAAAUACUACAGCUCAAUGCAUCAUCAAAAAAAGGAGAGACCAACGGGGACUACCGGACUUUUCAGUCAAGAGCUCCAAAAAAGGAUGCCUGGUCUUCUCUCAAACCCAUCCGCAGAAUCACCCAAAGAGACAUACUUAUCACAGGAUGUAGCUGUGAACCUUUUACAAGAAAAUACUAGUGCCCUCACUAGAUGYGAAGUGCUUUCUAGUUCAUCAGAGCUGCCAACGAACGCUUAUAGUAUCUAUCAAAAACUCCUAGAUCAUCUAUGUGUGGAUCACAUUGAUUAUGCCUUGGAUAUGGCAUUGCAAGGUUUACCACCACCUGAUCCAAGAGGAGAGAUAGAGACAGUUUUCUUCGAUGUUUUGAGUCAAGCAAAUGGUAUUUUUCAUCUUCUUGAGAAACAUUUCACUGACUCUAUUAUACAUCUAGUUGGAUCGUCUCCUGUCUACUCCGAGUGCAUCCGUAGAAAGAAAGAAGUCAUGGAAUGUAUGGAAUCUAAACUAGACACCGGACUUGAUAGGGUAUUGUCUUCUCUCGUGGGAUAUGCUAGGUACAUUCUCAAUUCCGAACAACGAAAGACUGAUUUUAAACCUGAAGAGACUUUAGCAAACACUGAUUACUUUAGCUGCACUGGGGCAUGUGUAAAAAGCUGUCARUUUAUUCGUUCWCAACGAGAGAGAAUACGUAAUGCUCUUGAUCACAAGAAYUUGGAGGCAGUCCUCACCGAGUUUGGAACCAGGAUCCAUCGACUUCUUUUUGAGCAUUUGCAGCAAUUUACCUACAGCUAUGACGGUGGAAUGCGUGCCAUUUGUGAUAUCAAUGAGUACAGGAAAUGCAUGAAGGAAUUCGAGGUUCCUUUAUUGAUUUCUCUCUUUGAGACACUUCAUCAACUUGUCAAUCUUCUUCUGGUUGUUCCCGAGAAUCUGAAGCAAGUCUGUGGUGGAGAUCAGUUGGCAWCCCUUGACAAGUCAGUUCUUCAGCAAUUCAUCCAGCUCAGAGCUGACUACAGGACAUCAAAAUUACAACGUCUGAUUGUAUAGAURUAUCACUAGUAGUCGUAUUGAAUUAUGUAAGGCUGCUAACAGCUUCACUCUAGAUAUUUCACUAUGGACAUCMGUUUGAUUUUGUCGAGGGGCGAUUUUAAUGUCACCGAUUGACAGUUCCAAACUGUUGRUCCCAAAAUGUCCYUGGAAUAUAAUCGGACUUCUCGGAAAUGAUCUAAGUUGAAGCAAAUCACUGGCAUCGUUACUGUAGACGAUUUCUAUUAACACAAAACGCUAGAAUAACAUAGGUUAUUCAUYUGAAAGAGAUUUCUUAUGGAAACUUAAGUUUUCAAAUCAAAUUAUUUUUUGCGGUAAAACGUAAAAUGGACUCCAGUGCCAAAAGUGAAAACUAUGGCAUCGUGACAUUUGUUCGCUAAAUAUAAUAUUCAUUGGAUUUUGUAAAACGCAUGUAAGUCUCGCAGUAAGGGUCCGUCUUCGCUAUACCUUGUCACAUGACAGGACUCUUAAUUGAAAACUUCCUCAUUUACURCGAUAGCAAUAGACCUGACAAUGCGUAAAAUGCAUGAUAAAACUAGGGAACAGAAUGAUGGUGCAUCUAUCCAAUAGAAACUUCUUUUAUAGAAACCUUGUGUUUGGGGAAUUCAUUCUAUGGAAAAGCUGUCAAAGAAAUAAUUUAGGGUUUAAACUAUGUAAUAACAGAGUCGAUGAUCCAAUUAAAAUUUGAUUUCUGAACGUA